AUGUGCGUCUCCCUACACCAUUACAUUGCCGAGGUCACCAAAAGGUUGCGCGGCAAACUGCUUUUAUCUGUGCCCUACUUCGACUUGGAAAUAAAGUUCCUACUACAAACCAGAAGCAGCUACAGUGUAAGAAAUCACACAAUAGAGCCCAAAAUUUGGGAAGAUUCUGUCCUGGAAGUAUCUUUUGAACGGCAUUUGGUCUAUCGAACCUAUCCUAGACCAUCAGAAUUUAUUAGUAGCGCAAUCCCGCAAAUUAUUGAACCAAGUUCCUUGCUCGACCUGUUUGAUUUUGUACACUGUCUUCAAUACAGUGCAAGAUUGCAAAGAAAAGUGGAGAAAUCUAUGAACCGUAUUUAUGAGAAGAAUAAAACCUCCCCCUAG
Messenger RNA from Nilaparvata lugens (brown planthopper), 381 nucleotides. RefSeq lists its product as uncharacterized. The record is from RefSeq and is a predicted model, not a curated record. The coding region runs from base 1 to 381 and encodes 126 amino acids. The transcript is spliced from 3 exons. Lineage: Eukaryota; Metazoa; Arthropoda; Insecta; Hemiptera; Delphacidae.